Carassius carassius (crucian carp) is the source of this 2099-nucleotide messenger RNA. It is a transcript of the gene tctn1, whose product is annotated as tectonic family member 1. The coding region runs from base 60 to 1934 and encodes 624 amino acids. Gene Ontology annotation, cellular component: MKS complex. Gene Ontology annotation, biological process: protein localization to ciliary transition zone; cilium assembly. NCBI's taxonomy places the organism in Eukaryota, Metazoa, Chordata, Actinopteri, Cypriniformes, Cyprinidae. The record is from RefSeq and is a predicted model, not a curated record. The transcript has 14 exons.
CACAAUCCCACAAUGCAUCUCACUUCCUGGAUACCAAUGACAACGCGCUGUAUCCAAGCAUGGCGGUGUUGUGUUGUCUUAUUAUUUUGAUAUAUUUAGAUACGGCGCUUUGCAUUGAAGACACGAACACUACGGGAAACGUUAAUAUCACACUCGGAAACACGGACGACACGUCUGCUGAUCGAAACGAAUCGCUUGAUUUCAGGGAUCUGGGAGUCAGUGAAACACCGGAGAUCUUCCCAGCUCCAGCAGCCUGGACUCCCGAAUCCGUGACGGAGUUCCCGGAUCAGAGCGAGUCCUCGGAGAGCUCCGUCCCCGACACGAGCCCCGAGUCCCCGCGAGCCGCUACAGCCGAGCAGCCUCCGGUUACCUACGCCUCUCAGCCGUGUCUGUGCGAUCUUCAGAAGGGUCAGUGCGACAGAGAGUGCUGCUGUGACCCGGACUGCUCUGAGCUGGCCCUGAUCACGGACUGCACAGCAGAGACAGUCAGUAAUGAGCCCAGACUGUGCCUCCAGGAUUCAUCUGUGUAUACCCUGAGCUCUACACAAGAGGGUUUAUCUAGCGUCCCGUCCACUGUCCAGCGAGACGUCGACCCGGAUGUCUCCUGUAUUCAGUCUACUAACUCUGAACAAGAUUUGUCAUUACCUACACCAGAAGUUCCCACUGAUGAGAAUUUUGACUCAGUUUUUGGUCGAUUUUGGGGAUUCUUUGGCCGCUCGAGUGUGACCAAUGCACUUCAAAGCCCUGAUGUGGGAAAUUCAUCAGGAUACCAGUAUGGAGAAGUCAUUCAAACUGUGAAUAAGACUGAAGAGCAGGAAUUCUUCACCUUUCCUGCCUCAGCAGGAACAGCUCACUGCUUAGACGCAAACCCUGCUGGUUUUCUGAAGGACCAGACGAGCAGAUGUAUGAGGAGCUUUGAUUUAGUGCAAGAUUGUGAAACACUAGAAGCUCUGCGCUUGGAAACUUACAUUAAUUUCAACAUCCGUUCUGGGAAGAUCCAGGAAGCUAAAGUCAUUGGUGUGGCGGUGGCAGCCAUUACUCUGCAGUCUUUAGAUGGCACACAGACACCGGUGGACCCAGCUGACCUUGCGUCCUAUAUUCCUGUGCUUCUGGAGUCUGGUGACAUCUGCAACAACGUUGUACUGCAGGUGAAGUACACUUUCAGAUACAGUGAAGCUGGGGAAAUCCUGAAUGCAAUAGCAUCAAUUGUGCUGGGAGCCAUUAAAAGCGUUAUGGUGCCCAUUCAGCAAGAGUUUCAGAUUACAUUCUUGCAGGACAUCUCGAGCACCCCAGGGUUGCAAUUUAGUGGCAAUCCUGGCUAUGUGGUGGGACGGCCCCUAGUGGCUGGGACAAGAACAGCAGAUGGGAUAGUCCAGUCCGCUAACCCAAAAGGAUCACUCACUAUCCUCCAAAACUCUGGAGAUCAGGAUUGCUUGUCUGGGUCAUCUGAGCGCACCCCUGUCCUAUUUGGGAUUGACAUGGUAUCAGGCUGCACUCUGAAGUUGUCCGAUGGAGUUAAUUGUUCUCUGGUAUCUGAAGUAAUUUUGUGGACGCUAAAAGGCCAGAGCUUUCCGGACCAUGUAGCCUCAUUUGGGAAUUCCUUGCCUCAAAACCUUCUGGACUGGGUUCAAAUACAAAACCAAACCAUAGCAUUGGGUACACAGGCUUGCAGCAUACCACUGUCUUACCAUCUUGAAGUAAAAUGGACCAAGUACGGAACCUUGGUGAACCCCCAGGCUCAGAUUGUGAGCGUCAUGGAGACAAUCAUUACUAACACCAGCAGUUUGGCCCUCCUUACCAGUGCCAAUGGUCUUCUGUCUGUCAGAAGCUCAGUGAGUUUUGUUGAUGUGUCUGCAUCUGCCAGUCCAGGAUUCAAAGUUCCUCCUACAAUUGAUGCUAAACUACCCUUUGACUUUUUCUUUCCAUUUGUAUAAUGGAAUAUUUAAGUUUUUAUCUCUUUUGGCAACAACAUGAAAGGAGGACCAGUUUCUAUAACCAUGUUUCUUUGAAACAAUUGUUUUACUUGAAGUUAUAGUGUAUACAGUAUUUAUUGUAUAGUCAUUUGUAUAUAAUGCACUGAUUAACAUUUUUUAAAAUAA